Molecule: messenger RNA, 851 nt
Organism: Galdieria sulphuraria
Lineage: Eukaryota; Rhodophyta; Bangiophyceae; Galdieriales; Galdieriaceae
Exons: 6
Coding region: 48-707 (219 amino acids)
Source: RefSeq, a predicted model, not a curated record
AUAAAUCUCGCGGAUUUCAUUCGUUGUUGGAUUUUGGUUGAUAUUUCAUGGCCUUUCUGACGAGUUGUUCUAGUCUUCACGGCUUGAGUGUUGGUACACGAGCUGCUUUUUGUGGUAGUGCUGUUUCCUAUCGAAUAUUCAGUCGAACAUAUGGCAAGUGGCGAAUGCAGCAGUUGGGAAUAUUCAGACAGGCUAUGAAAGACUUUGCUUCAGAAUAUCCAGACUUUGUUUCCAGAGGAUUGGGAGUUACUUCAAAGGCAGAGAGAUGGAAUGGUCGCCAUGCUAUGUUUGGACUUUUGGCCAUCGUAUUGACAGGAUAUGCCAAGGGACACGGGUGGAUUCCUAACGCAGAUCAAGUAUUGGAUAUGCAACAAUGGGGAACUUUGGUUAUGGAAGGGUUCAAUCAGAAAAUUACCAAUGAGAGAGCUAUUGUUUUGGUUGCUCAUAUUCAUGUGCUGUUGGUAUCCAUUGCAGCUGCUAUUGCACCUUUCUCUUUUCAAGAUAGACUUUUAUUACGUCCAGGAGAAAAGGAUGAAGAACCAGCAGGUCUAUUGCCUCCAUUCAAGUUGGGAUUAACGAAAGAAGCGGAAUUAUGGAAUGGACGUUUAGCUAUGUUAGGAGUUACUUUUAUCGUGGCUACUUCAAUUAUCACUGGACAAUCGAUAUUGGACGUGGUGAAUAAGGGAUUGGGAAAUAUUCUCUAUUGAGAGAGAGAGAUGGGUCCAUUCCUGUGGUGAUUCUUCUCUUUGAAUAAAGAUAAUAUUGUUUUGGCUGCCUUGUCACUUGGUUUCCCUUGACUAUGCACCAAGUCUCGAAAUGAUUGGAUCCAAGGUUUGAGUGCUAACAACUGC